Protopolystoma xenopodis is the source of this 2460-nucleotide messenger RNA. Lineage: Eukaryota; Metazoa; Platyhelminthes; Monogenea; Polystomatidea; Polystomatidae. The record is from the annotation of a GenBank genome assembly.
AUGGCAAGACUCACUAGCGAUACCGGCGAACCAUUUGUAAAUGGUAAACGGGUCACCAAGCCGAAUGAUGUGGACCAUUCCUUUCUAACUGCUAAUGCCCCCCCUUCUGCAUCCCUCGGCCCUGGGUCUGAUAUGAGGACUUUAUGCAAAGAUAUACCUCCAUUUGAGAAAAAACCUUCCUCAUCCUCUGGAACAGCUCAAUCUUUGGAAAAAGAUGCUGUUGGAAAUGGCCUUAUUAAAUUUGAUGAAGUCGUCAACUUUGAGACCAAUCCUCCGGUUACGUCUAUCUUGGGCAAUGAUGACUCUUCUGAGAAUUUUCAACAGCAACUGACGGAGGACCAUCCUUCGGGGAUAACAAAUAGCCUUAAAAUUAUACCUACUGCCAAGUCUCAGAUAACAAAUUCUCCUUGUUCACCGACAGUCUUUGGCCACUCAUCUGCUUGCUGUAGUCAAGAAUUACAAAGAUUAACGAAAUUGCGAACUUCACUUGAGACUGAACGGCAAGAUUUCGACCAGAAACUGCUUGAAAUUAAUAAACGUACCAAGUCACUUUUAGAGCAAGAAGCUUCUUUACUUGAUCGAGAACAUCAUUUCGAAACUAAGGAGAGACAGCUUCAUGAAAAACUUGUAAAUCUUGAACUUCGUCAAAGAUACCUUUCGGAGAAGGAAAUUGUCCUUGAAGGGAAAAUUUUGCAACUUGGCGAAGCUUCAAGAAAAGUUAAAUUUAAGCAGGAAGAUGUAUUUCAACAGCAACAAAGCCUCAAGAUUCUCGAUGAUACCUUGAAAAGGCAACAGAGUGAUAUAGAUGAGAAGAUGCUUGAGAUUUCCGAAAGAACUAAUGAAGUCAGAACAAAAGAAAAAUAUUUGAAGGCUCUUGAAUGUUCAUUAGAAGAAAGAGAACAUUAUUUGGAAUCUAAAGUAGAGCAAGUUUUGGAACACGAACAAGCUUCAACACAUGGACAAAGCGGGAUGACACUACAAGCCAGAAAGUCGCACAAUAAAUCUCAAGAAUUAGAUUUGAAGAAAAGAGAACUUGAGGUUCAAGAAGAGAAUUUUGAAUCGCUGCGGCGCAACACUCAAAAUUGCAUUGCUGAGGUUGAAGAGGAAAACACGAUUCUUGAUCACCAAGAACGUGAAGAAAAGCUGCACAAUAAAGUAGAAAUUAUUUAUAACUCUGUAAUGACACCUCCAACAGGAGAUAAUUUUGACCCCGUUGCCUUUGAAUCUGGAAUUUCUCGAGAAAAAGAGUCGAAACAUGGAGAUAAUUUUUUUAAUUCAACACCAUUGAAGGAGGCCCUAAAAAUCCGGGAAGUGAUACCUCUAGAAACGUCAGGACUACUGGCUGAUAUCCAGGAGACAAAUAUCAGCACAUUUGAAGCAAAUAAUCGAUUUCCAAAAGAAAAAUUUUAUUUUUCUGAUCAAAAAAAGAGCUUGGCUCACAAGGAAGGAGAGUUGAAUGCAAUCGAAUUGAAGCUUAAAAAUACUAUGCAAGAACAGGAAGAGACAAAGGAAAGAUUUGAUAAACGUAGUCAUAACUUCAACAAUUUGCAAGAAAUCGCUGUCCAACGAAACGAACAUCUCCCUCGUGGGCUGCAUGAGGUGGAUCAUCGGUUGGAUGAGUUAGAGAGCAGUCAAAAUUCGUUUGCCUGUCAGAAAGAAGAGGUUCCCAUUCAUGAACAGAAAAUGAAGGUCAGGCUCAUGGAUCUGGCGGAUCAAGAAAAAAAGGUCCAAAAAGCUGAGCUCUCUCUGUCCGAGGCAAAUCGUGACCUCGAAGCCUGUAUUCAGGUCAUUAAUUACAAUCCUGCUAUCAUGCAAAAUAAACUUGAAAAAAAUGAAGAUUUGUCUAGAUAUACGAAUUCUAAACUUUCUACUCUAGUAACACAAUUCACUACUCUGGAGCCGAAACAUACUCAGCAGAAAAUGGAUGGUGAGGUCCUUGAAAUGCUUUACUUCACUCAAUCUGAUUUAAUGAACACUGCUUCGUCAAAUAAGCCUGAUGCUUCGCUCUUUCAUUUACCUCCUGCAAACUCUGAGAUGAAUAUUCUUCUUGCCUCUUCAUGUUCACAGGAAGCAACGAGGUUAUCAAAUUCUACAGAUCCCUCUUUUUGUGUCAAAAAGGAACUCUUUACAACGCCUGAAUAUUCUUUCACAACUAAGCAAUACAGUCUUGCCUCUUCCAUUUCUGCUAGUUGCGACAGCCAUUCGUCAAUGAGACACAUGACUACAGGGGGAAUAGCUUCGGCGUGCCCCCCAAUGCAAAAUGUGUCCCUCACUUCGCUGGUCGAACCGAACGCUACGCAGCAGAUAUUGAAUCUAAGUUUCAACUCAGAAUCGGAAUCGGCUCAACAGCAAACUGAGCCUCAGCCUACGACAUGUUCAGAACUAUGCACUGUAUCCAUUUCUAAGACGAUAAUGGCUCCAGAUCAGCUCAGCACUCCUGAAGGCGAGUUUGAUUCCUAA